CUGCUGGAGGCCGGUGCGCGUGCCUUCCGAGGUGUUCGUGCGUUUUCCUCUUCAUCGGCAAACCUGUGCCCAAAGCUCAAGACGCGUACGACUCGGGAACUAAGAAAAGAUGGACGGCGCUCCCUAACGGCAUGUUCAAGCGGGGGAAGACUAUGAAAACACAUCUGAACACAGGAAUGUCUUCGUCGCGACUCAACCGAUUAGGUCGGAUCAACCGUUUUCUUACUUGCUUUCACUGCCCCCGUUCCAACUACAAAUUAUUAUCCAUCCAUUUACGUAAACUACGUACCACUCGUUUCUCUUUUCCUAUUUCUUACCGUUGACCGUGACUGUAACCGCUGAUGCACCGCCCCCCCACUUCCUUUUGAUCCAUUAGGACAACCGGCAUAUGCCAACAAAUCACAGGCGAGGACUUUGCGAAGAUUGAUGCCAUAUGGAUAGACCCCUCCCCUUUUUUGUAUAUCUGGACUGUAACUGUUUGCAC
Cantharellus anzutake is the source of this 484-nucleotide messenger RNA. RefSeq lists its product as uncharacterized. The record is from RefSeq and is a predicted model, not a curated record. Lineage: Eukaryota; Fungi; Basidiomycota; Agaricomycetes; Cantharellales; Hydnaceae. The transcript is spliced from 3 exons. The coding region runs from base 132 to 323 and encodes 63 amino acids.